This is a messenger RNA of Nezara viridula (southern green stink bug), 267 nucleotides long. NCBI's taxonomy places the organism in Eukaryota, Metazoa, Arthropoda, Insecta, Hemiptera, Pentatomidae. The record is from the annotation of a GenBank genome assembly.
AUGGGAGAUCGAAAGGUUUACGCUCAGAAAUUUGAUAGGAUGUCAGCUCUGUAUGAAGAAGUGGUAGAACGACUACGUAAAGCGUACGAAAAGAGUAGUCAGAAUUACAACCUUCGGGGAAGAAAUGUAGACCUAAACGCAGGAGAUUUUGUAUGGAAGAGGACCCAGGUGCUUUGUGAUGCUUCAAAAAAUGUUUCUAAUAAAUUUGCACCUUUGUAUGAAAAUGCAAGAUACGAAGCAAACAAGGCAAUUUACUUUACGUUUUAG